This is a messenger RNA of Pungitius pungitius (ninespine stickleback), 2923 nucleotides long. It is a transcript of the gene rnf208, whose product is annotated as ring finger protein 208. Gene Ontology annotation, biological process: protein ubiquitination. The record is from RefSeq and is a predicted model, not a curated record. The coding region runs from base 1761 to 2540 and encodes 259 amino acids. Gene Ontology annotation, molecular function: ubiquitin protein ligase activity. Lineage: Eukaryota; Metazoa; Chordata; Actinopteri; Perciformes; Gasterosteidae. The transcript is spliced from 2 exons.
GGAAGCACAGAGACACAGAGGGGUGUGUGUGUGAGUGUGUGAGUGUGUGUGUGCGUGUGCAUGUAUGUGUGAAAACACUGCGCAUGUGUGACUGUGAGGCGCACUGACUGGAGCGAACGGAGCGGGAGAAGAAAAAGAGGUAAUGAACGGCAGCUGAGACGGGAGGUCGGAUAACAACGGAGGAGAGGGAAACAACACGACGACAGCUUUUACCUGAGGACCAGAAGACGAGAAGGAAGAGGAGACGGGCGUACGUGGAGAGGAAUACGGCGCCGGAGCUCAGGCCGCUGCACAGAACACGCUGAACAAUCUGGGGGCUUAGCGAGAGAGAGAUGGAGAAAGAGAGACCUGAGGGAGACGCUCAGCCACUGCCCGGCGGAAAGGAGUCUCGGGUGAGAGAGUGAAGGACAAAGGUAGCAGAGAGGAGAGGCGGCGAGGAACGUGGGAUGCUGAGCUCAACGAUACCAGACAUGACGCAUCCGCCUCGCCACAGCUUCCUCCAUCUUACAUGCACUCCAUGUUCGCCUCCCUCCACUGCUGCUCGUUGUUCAUCCUGCUAGACUCAAAUGGACAGGAGAGCGCAUCGUCCCGCAGGCGAGACACCCCCCUGGACAAAGAGACCGAGCAGUUUAUCUCGUCAAUAAGACAUCGACAAACGCCAACAGCAACCACGGCAACCGGAUUGAGGAGGCGAGCGAGGACCGGAAACCAAAGACAAGUGUGCUUGGUAGACAGGUAGACGGACCAAAGGAGACCUGAGGACACGGUAUGAGUCUGAGUCACUGACAAGGGGAGACAAGCACGGAGACGUCCCUCAGACUGUUACCAGCUCUUCUGCUCACUUGGGAGGACGGUGUGAAAGUUUAACCCUUCACUCCCACCUCUGAGGAAUUCAGGAACCUUGGAGCUUGAAGAGCCAUUCUAUCAGCUGUCUAGGGUAUUGUGGGACAACUUUUGUUUUUUAUCAAGAAGCCGCUGAGAGGGUCACGCGGGGGUCACCUGACCAAACUGGACCGAUAGGAGGAGCAGAUAAGGAGGAUUUUCGUUCUUUCUCACGCACGCGAGUGUGAAACACUCCCUCAGCCAGGAACAGGAAGUUAAGCUAAGUGAGAACCGUGUGUAAAGGGUAGUUCGGGAUGACUAGUUUCCUUUGCAGGCCACAGGACGUAUAGUUUAAGACGAUAUCUUUUGGACCUUUCCGGACGGCCUGAACUCAAUACUCCCCCAAAGUGUGAACGCAGGAUUUGAACAACCUGUUCUGUAUUUAUAUAUGUGAGCAUCCGUGUGCUUAUGAGAUUAUUUAUUGGUGUCAUCACUGAGUGAGAAGAUAUCUUGCUAAAGUACCACCUGUCCUUGUAUGUGGAUAUACGUUUCUGCAAAUAGCAAUCAGAGACAGCACAAGAACAUCAGCAACAAAAACAACACCUUUAAGUAGUCAACACUGGUCGGACACUGUAAGCUGGACUGUUAACUCAUCCGUAUCCACGGGGAGGGGAGUAAGAGCGGCGGAUUGCGUGACUGCGGCUGAGCUCUUCCCUUCAUAAAGAUACCGGCUGAUAGUAGCUUACACCCAGCGUGGGGCGGGAAUCUCUGAGGACAACAUGGAGGCAACCAUCCGUCCCCACGUCCCCUCCAACGGCUGACUCCGGAGACAGAGCCUAAUCUUCUCCCCCCCCCCUCGCCCAGAACCAGGCAGCGGCGACUAGCGCUGAAUAGAGCCGCAGCCCCUCUCUCCCAUCCACCUCGAAGACAACGCGCGAAUGUCCUGUCUCAGGCGCCAGCCUGUCGCCAUCCCGAUGGACACCGUCAAGAUCAUCCAGUCGGAGAAGUUCCCCCGAGAGUGCCCGGUCCCCGUCACCCAGCCCCGCUUUGCACCGCCCCCCAGAGUGGCGUGGGACGGCGGAGGCGAAGGCGAAAUCAUCGUCAACCAGGCCUGCAGCGACCUGACCCUGGAGAUCACGGGCUCCCCCCGGCAGAUGGCGUCCCCGCCGCCCCCCCCCUUGACGCGCAGGGAGCAGAGCUUCCUGGCGCAGCGCAAAACCAGUGCCAACGAGAUCUGCUACCACCAGUUCCACUACAAGAUGGAGGACGUCAUCGUCAACCAGUACGUGCUGCGCUCCUCCUCCACCUCGUCCUCCACGUCCUCCGCCUCCUCCACGGGGCCCGUCAUGCCCUGCGAGCCCCUGGACUGCCCCACCUGCGGCCACACCUACAACUUUGCGGGCAAGCGUCCGCGCAUCCUCUCCUGCCUGCACUCGGUGUGCGAGGAGUGCCUGCAGAUCCUCUACGAGUCCUGUCCCAAGUACAAGUUCAUCUCCUGUCCCACGUGCAGGCGCGAGACGGUGCUGUUCACGGACUAUGGCCUGGCUGCCCUGGCCAUCAACACCAGCAUCCUGAGCCGCUUGCCCUCCGACCCCAACGGGCCCGUGCAGUGGGGCGGCGAGGCCGACCGCAGCUGCUACCAGACUGUGCGCCAAUACUGCCAGUCAGCCUGCACCUGCCAGAUCGCCAACCCCUUGUCCUCCUGUGGCAUCAUGUAGGGGACAAUGGCAGGCAUAACUGGACACUGCACCCCCCUCGAUCCGCCACACAGACACACACCACCCUCAUCGCUCUUUUCGUCUAUAAGCUCUACCCUCUCUGCCAACCCCCUCUCCUCUCACACACACACACACACAGUAAAUAAAUCCCUCCACAGAUGUUAUCUAUAUAUAUUUAAUAGCACAGAUGGAUGCUAUGUGGGACUAAUGGAUGCCGAUGGUUCAAUAAAUAGUAAAUAUAUGUAUUUUAUGUAUGGACUGGAAUCCUAUUCACCCUCUCUCGUUUGGUUGGACGUGUUUGUCAUUAACAUCUCUUUACAUGGGAAUGCCAGGGGAGGUCUAUCCCCCCAACCUAGGUGAAUAAAGAUUAAGUAAAUGAUAAA